UUUUUCACCUGCGUCUUCUUAAUCACACUCUCUCUCUCUCUCUUGCCCCUUUACCUCUCUACUUUUCUGUGUGAUUAGAAACCCCGAUUCUCAUAAAACCCAUAACAAAGCCACAGAGCUUUCCGGAACCACAAACCCCCACUUGUUUUUCUUACCUCGCUUUCUUGGAGAUUCAAGAACAGGGUCUCAAGAUUUCACCGAGAAAUUGAAUUUCGCCGGAGAAUUCCUCAGCAUUUUACGCUAUGUGGGCCAGAGACCGGAGCUUUCAACCGGCCGGGUUCUUCACGCCGCCGCCGCCGAGGAAUUCAGGGCCGGCGAACCCUCCUCCGAUGGUGCCCAUGUCGGAGAGGAAGAGAGUCUCGCCGGCGGCAAGGUGUGAUCUUUUUCACAUUGCGCAUAAAGUUCCCGCCGGCGACUCGCCGUACGUCAGAGCCAAACAAGUUCAAUUGAUAGACAAGAACCCCAGCAAGGCCAUAUCCCUCUUUUGGGCUGCUAUAAACGCCGGAGAUCGAGUUGAUAGUGCAUUGAAAGACAUGGCGGUGGUCAUGAAACAACUGGAUCGAGCUGAAGAGGCGAUUGAAGCGAUUAAAUCCUUUCGCCAUCUCUGCCCCUAUGAGUCUCAGGAGUCUCUUAACAAUGUGCUGGUGGAAUUGUACAAGAGGGCAGGAAGGAUUGAAGAAGAGAUUGAAAUGCUUCAGUCCAAACUGAAACGUAUGGAUGAAGGUAUAGCCUUUAGUGGAAAGAGGACAAAGACUGCGAGAGCUCAGGGGAAGAAGGUUCAAAUUACUGUUGAACAGGAGAGAUCAAGAGUACUAGGAAACUUGGCAUGGGCUUACAUGCAGCAAGGCAAUUACACAACUGCCGAAGAACAUUACAAGAAUGCUCUGGCACUGGAGCCAGAUAAGAACAAGCAGUGCAACUUAGCAGUCUGCUUGAUGCACAUGAACAGAAUUAUAGAAGCAAGGCAUCUGCUUCAAGCUGUAAGAGAUUCAUCUGGAAAUAAACCAAUGGAUGAAUCUUAUGCUAAGUCCUUCGAACGUGCUUUUGAAAUGCUGACUGAACUGGAGCAGCAAUCAGUUUUAAGACCAAUUCAACAGAACGAGAACUACUGCACUGGAAUUUCAAGAACACCCAAAGAUUUUGUUUCUGGCUAUAUGCCUAUGCCUCCCAGAAGGUGGACAGAUGGACCUGAAGGUGUGACAGUGAUAGCGAAUGAACAGCAUAGGGAGUCAUUCAGACCUGGAAGUUGUGCAAAGUCUUUUGAUAAAUGGAAGAAAGAUUAUGAUCUCAAAAACACAGGUGAUAGCAGGCCUAGUUUUUCGAGCAAAAUGAAGGAAAAUCAGGAUGGUUUGAUAGGAACAGAAGUAAAUCCACAUGAAAAAACAUAUGCUUCUCCAGUUCUAUAUACACAACCAAGAAGACCUCCAUGGGGAUUUAAUGACGGACAUCAGAGAAGUGAGAUAUGGGGCCAUGGUGUUGGCAGUUCAAAUAAAAAGCUUCCAUCUGAAAGAUCAACAGGAAAUGUUCGAGCACAUGUUGUUCGAAAUCUGAAUGUAGACUUGCUUGCUUCAACUACUGGAAAGUCAGAGUCUACUCUCUCUUCACCAAGUCUCAGAGAUUGGAGGAUGCCCCAAGGAGGUGCAGUGGCAAGACCUGUUUUACAACCUAUAUCAAGUAUGACUUCUAGGGGGAAUGAAGGCCAUCUCCCAGUGAGAAAUGAAGCCAUGAUCGACCAUUCUUCAGAGCAUACAGUAAAUGGUGAUAGAAGAAGGGUUACUUGGGAUAAAGAUGGUAUGAAGAAAUUUUCUGCAGAACCACAAAUGGUUGAUGAAAAUGCAAAAGCACUGGAAAUUUCUAUUGAUGGAGGUGAGAAUCAGAGUACUGACACAACUGUUUUAAGGAGCAUGGAAAACAUGAAUGCUUCUGUGGAAGAAGAUUGCUUGGGAGACAACAGUUCUGGUACAUUAGAUAAUGUCUGUCAGUCCCCAGCAGAUAAUGAAGAGCCAACCCCUGAUUUUUGGAAGUACAGUGGUAAGAAAAGCUGGGCAGAUAUGGUUGAAGAAGAAGAAGAAGAGAUGCGAAGUGGAAGAACUGGGUAUUUUGAUAGUUGGAAUACUGGAGAUGAGUUUGAUGAUGAAAACAGGAAUCCCAACACAAUGACUCCUCAAAGUCCUCAGUUUCAAACUCAAAUGAAGGAUUUGAGCAAAAAGGCUGAAUCAAUUGAUCUAAAAGGUGUGACAUCUGGAAAUGCUAGUUCAGCAAGGAAUCCUACCACGCGCCGUUCUUUGGUUUUUGAUCAGCAGCAGGAGUUGGAAUCAGUAGAUUACAUCAGUUCAUCUCCUGUUGCAAAGGAGGCUUUGAAUGGAAAUGGCUCUAUUUACGGAAAGAAUUUGAAACUGAAGACGCGAAACAGGCUGCAGAGUUUCCAGGAUAUAACCAACUGAUUAUCCAGAUACAUGGUACUUGGGGGAUAUCUCAUCUCUCUCUACAUUGAUUCUAUUCUGUAAUUUUUCCCCAUCUCAUAUAUCAGUGUUGCUUCAACCUUUUUGUAUAUCUGUCAUAUAUGCACCUUGCAUAUUGCUAAGUGUACAACUCAUUCUUUGCUUAUUGGAAGGAAUC
Molecule: messenger RNA, 2619 nt
Organism: Rosa rugosa (rugosa rose)
Lineage: Eukaryota; Viridiplantae; Streptophyta; Magnoliopsida; Rosales; Rosaceae
Exons: 5
Coding region: 243-2444 (733 amino acids)
Molecular function (GO): protein binding
Source: RefSeq, a predicted model, not a curated record